Messenger RNA from Diaporthe amygdali, 1542 nucleotides. RefSeq lists its product as uncharacterized. The record is from RefSeq and is a predicted model, not a curated record. NCBI's taxonomy places the organism in Eukaryota, Fungi, Ascomycota, Sordariomycetes, Diaporthales, Diaporthaceae. The transcript has 2 exons. The coding region runs from base 1 to 1542 and encodes 513 amino acids.
AUGGACACCCUCACCGCCCAAGAUGUGUCGUCGCCGCCACAGCCACCCCAACCAUCCCGGUCCUCUCCUCCAGAGCGUCCUACCUCUCCUCGUGCGACCACGACUUCCUUCUCUUACCCCUCCAGCUCUGCAACAGCAUCUGGCUCUCCUCCCGCUCCACCAGGACACACGAUCCGUCGUUCAAUAACCAUAGAUGAGGCCUCGCGGCUCCGCGGCGGAGCCUCUCUUACCUCCCAUCCCUCAUCCGAGAACCUCGAGUCGCCUUCCAAUGGCCUCCGACGGCGCAGCUCAACCUUCUCCGACUUCAGCAUAUCUGAAGCUCGACGCUCAAUGCGAGAUGGCACCCAGGAUAUCCUGAACCCAAGUGGGGCGAAACAUGACAUGGGCCAGGACAGCUCCGGUGCUCUGGCCAACCUGCCCAUCGCUUUUGCGCUGCUGCCAGCCUUGGUCGGAGUCUUGUUUGAGGGAGGCAGCCAGCUUAUAACCGAUGUCAUGCUCCUUGGCCUGGUAUUUGUCUUCCUCCGAUAUACCGUCACGCAGCCAUGGCAGUGGUAUCACUCGGCCCAGGAAUUACGUAUUAGGCAGGAAGUUGGGCUGGAGCACGUAUCCGAGGAUGGAAGUGAAUCGGACAUCGCGCCAAGCAAGAGGGCGUCUAUCGUGACGUUGGACGAUGUCCCCGAAGAGACGCUUCAGGAUGAACAGCAGUCCUCUCAGCCGAUGCAGCAACAUCCUGAGACGCGGAGAAACCUUGAGGGGAAAUCACCCGUGGAACGGCCCAGCCGCACACGUUCCCAGGAAGCAGCUGUCAACGAGCUCUACGUUCAUGAAGUCCUGGCUCUGGUAUCAUGCUUUCUCAGCCCCGUCAUAGGCGCAUACCUUCUUCAUGCCAUUCGCAAUCAGCUUAGCCGGCCCUCUGAAGGACUCCUUACCAACUUUAAUAUCUCAGUGUUCCUCCUUGCAGCAGAGCUCCGCCCCUUGUCCCACGCUCUCAAACUCAUACAGGCACGCACGCUGCACCUCCAGAGAAUAGUCAGGCUCACUCCUACUCCAGCCUCGACAAAAGAACAGCUUGAGGAGAUGCGUCUCCGCGUCGCGCAGCUUGAGCUCCGUGCCGAAGCAGCCGAGGCAGUGACAGCACAGUCCCUUGAGAUCUCAGCGCAGCGGCAGCAACAGCAGCAAAAUAGUAGUCUGAAGCAAGGGCCAGCACUCGUCAGGGAAGUGCGAAAUGCGAUCCAGCCAGAAUUGGACGCGUUGAACCGUGCGGUUCGACGAUAUGAGAAAAAGGCGACAGUGUUGGCGUUGCAGACAGAAUCGCGGCUGGGCGCUGUCGAUACCCGGCUGAGCGAUGCGAUAGCACUCGCGGCAGCUGCUGCAAAGCAGAGCGAUCAGUCACAGUGGAGCUAUACUGCGCUGUUGAGAUGGGCUGUUGCUGCGAAAAGGAUCGUCAAGAAAAGACGGUCGACCGUCCGGGCCAGGAAGAUCUGGACGGGGCUAUGGAAAGGUAUCAAAACCCGGCUCCGGAUCGGAAAGGGACCGAUAUAG